UAGGGGACAUGACUGCGACCGACAUGUUGCGAAGAAGCAGAGGGGAAAGAACACUAAGGUGCGGUUGAUGAAGGGACGAGCAACCCGUACUCUAGGCCAAGAAAAGGUAAGAAAAGCUGACGCUGGCAGGGAUAGGCGCAAGACGAGGCCGUUGUCGACGAGCGCUGUUGGCUCAUGCUUCAAACGCCUCGCCGAUCUCAGCGAGAGGAGGGUGGACACCCAUGGUCCAUCUCCCGAGUGCCCGUGGUCAUCGUGGCCAAGCGACCGACAUCUCGAGGCAAAAGAGCAGCACGUUCGUAUGCAUGCUUCGCUCCGCUCGCAGGAGCAAAUAAGACAAGCUCUCGAGCGGGCAUUGCAUCGACGCAAUCAAUCUUGAGCGGGUUCAAGAUCCUCCGGUAUCGCAGAGUGAUAGUCCAGGCCCCGUUUCCAGCUCGACUCGACUCUGCGAGGGCACGCCCAUGCAAGGUACGGGUGGACCAUUGUCAUUUUGUCGUCACUCGAGGUUGCUCGCCGCACAGGCUGGCUGCGUGCUCCGGGCGAGCUCGAAGAGCAAGCGAGACGUGGGAUGCGGAUUGGCGUUUGGCGUCAAGCCCCGCGAGCCUGAGGCGGGGUCAACUCGAGAUGGCCACGCGGAGCAACAAGAAACUCGGCCUUUCGAGGUAGCGAUGUCGACGGAGGCCGGGGCAUCUCUCAUCGUGUGACUGUCAAAAGGGCCUCGGUCAGAGCAUUGCCCAAGCUGAACGCCCAGGGAAGCCGCGAAAGCCUUGGCACCUUGCGAUCAGCCCGGUGUCGAGGUCAGCUCCGAGCCA
Molecule: messenger RNA, 809 nt
Organism: Jaminaea rosea
Lineage: Eukaryota; Fungi; Basidiomycota; Exobasidiomycetes; Microstromatales
Exons: 2
Coding region: 175-663 (162 amino acids)
Source: RefSeq, a predicted model, not a curated record